CUCACCCAAACCUUUUGCAUCCCCUCCACCACCACCACCACCACCGCCCCCCUUCCCUCCUCCCCGACGAACACGGCACCACGAGACCCCACCCAGAUUUAGCCACCCUCCCACCGCGGCUGCAUUCCUCUCCCUUCCCCCGUUGGCAGGCGCUCAGGUCGUCCCCGUCAACCCCCGGCCCUGCGUGCUGAUUUCUUCUUCGGUUGUGCCGCUUGCAUACAAUAUUUAAAUGAAGGCAAAUAUGGGUACAAAAGCUCGUCCACCGCCUGCUGAUGCAGACAAAGGGGAGAUUGGUGAAAUAGAUACAAGGGCUCCUUUUGAAUCUGUCAAAGCUGCAGUUAGUUUAUUUGGUGAAGUCCGAUUUUCUUCUGACAAAUCAGCUGCGAGAAAGCCCAAAGCUCCUCAAGCAGAGAGGGUGUUAGCUAAGGAGACAGAGCUGCACUUGGCCCAGAAAGAGUUGAAUAAAUACAAGGAACAGCUGAGUAAUGCUGAGACAACCAGAGUACAGGCCCUCUCUGAGCUAGAGAAAGCUAAAAUAACUGUUGAGGAGCUAACCACCAAGCUGGAUGCUAUCAACAAGUCUAAAGAGCUGGCCAUUCAGGCAACAGAGGAUGCAAAGACUCGAACCAAGCAGCUUGAAGGUGGCAGCUCAAAUGAAGGUCUUGGCACAGAUGGCCCUCUGAAGCAGGAACUGGAAAGUGCAAGGGAGCAGUAUGCUGUAGCUUUGGCAGACCUUGAUGCAGCAAAACAGGAGCUUAGAAAGCUCAAGAAAGAUUUUGAAACCUCAUUGGAUAUGAGGUUGUCUGCAGCUCAGCAGGAAGAGGAAUCACUGCACACAACUGAAGCCAACAAGGAAAAGGCUAAUCAACUUCGUAAUGAGAUUGCAGAAAUUCAAGAGUCACUUAUGCACGUUAAGGCAGCUACACAGCAAGCACAAGAGGAGGAAUCACAAAUCCGUGCUGAGAAGGACGUUGCUAGGACCACAUACAAACAAGCUUUGGAAGAGACGCAGAAGAAAUUGUCAUCUUUGAGGAAUGAUUUUGAUCCUGCUGCUUAUGAAAGUCUCAAAGAGAAGUUAGACCAAACCAAUUCUGAGAUUGCAUCCAUGCAGAAAAAGAUAGAAGAUGCUCGGGCUCGGGAUUUAGAGUCUGUUGCUAUUGUCAGCACAGAGUUGGAUGAUGCUAAGGAAAUGUUGCAGAAAGUAGCAGAGGAGGAAAGUUCCCUUCGUGGUUUGGUGGAGUCACUGAAAGUUGAGUUAGAAGCUGUAAAACAGGAGCACAAUCAGCUUAAAGAGAAGGAUACUGAAACUGAAUCCAUUGUUGGCGAUCUACAUGUUAAGCUUCAGAAAUGCAAAUCCGAGCUCAAGGCAGCUGUAGCUGCUGAAUCCAAAGCAACAUCAGCUUCUGAUGACUUGAUGUUGGCCCUUCAGCAGCUGUCUUCUGAGUCAAAGAAUGCCCUGCAGGAAGCUGAGAUGAUGCAAAAGAGUGCGACAGAGCUAAGAGAUGAAGCUGAAAAAGCUCGGGUUGAAUUAGCAGAGGCUGAGCAAAAGUUGCAGCUGGCUUUGAAGGAAGCAGAAGAGGCAAAGGCAGCUGAAGCAAGGGCCCUUGAUCAGAUCAAGGAACUCUCGGAUAGAGCAAGUGCUGCUCGAGCCUCAACUUCAGAGUCUGCAGCAAAUAUCACAAUCUCAAAAGAGGAGUUUGAUUCUCUAAGCCGAAAGGUUGAGGAGUCUGAAAAGCUGAGUGAGAUGAAAGUUGCUGCUGCUAUGGCUCAAGUGGAAGCCGUCAGAGCUAGUGAGAACGAGGCAAUCAAGAAACUGGAAGCCGCCCGCAAGGAGAUGGAGGACAUGGAAUUGGCAACGGAGGAGGCACUGAAGAGGGCAGAGAUGGCUGAGGCAGCCAAAAAGGCUGUAGAAGGUGAGCUUAAGAGAUGGCGCGAGAAGGAGCAGAAGAAAACUGCGGAGGCUCAGCCUUCCACAGGAGAACAUGCAGGUACAUCUCCGCCUGUGCCGCAGGCUUCUGGCGGGAAAGCUUCUGAGAAGAAUGAGGGCCAUCAAAGAAACAGCAGGACGCUACUAAGGAAGAGCUUUAUGCUGCCAAACAUCACGAGCAUGUUCCACAAGAAGAAGGGCCACGCUGGCAGCAGUUCUCCAUCGUACCUUCCUGGGGAAAAAUCUGUGUAAUCUAUAUGAAGCUCUUGUUUGCGAGUUGAAAUUUCCAUACUUGAAGGCAUGGUCAGAUGCUAUAAUCUGUAUAAUAUGCUUGUAGUUGCUUGCGCCUUGCAGUAAAUUACUGAUAUAAUUUUAUAUAUGCAUGUUGUGGCUGUUUCUUCUACA
Messenger RNA from Setaria italica (foxtail millet), 2332 nucleotides. RefSeq names its product WEB family protein At5g55860. Bases 230 to 2179 code for a protein of 649 amino acids. The record is from RefSeq and is a predicted model, not a curated record. NCBI's taxonomy places the organism in Eukaryota, Viridiplantae, Streptophyta, Magnoliopsida, Poales, Poaceae. The transcript is spliced from 3 exons.